GCUGUGCUCUCUCAUAGGCGAUGCGCUAAACUGACGACUCUGACUUGGACUGCAACGGAGACGGACGGACGGGGAGGUCCUAAUGAGCACAGCAGCAGCUGGGAGCACUUCACCACGUGACCCGAGAUAUGUUAGCUAGCAGCCGUCGUCACUUCAUCUAAUUCAUGUCGUCCGGACUCGGAUGGGCAAAGGUGAGUCUCUGGAGUGCCUGCCCACCUAUCUAAUGUGUAAUGAAACGACAAGUUUGGCAACUUUGCUGGCCAAAGUUCCAGAACAACAGAAUCACUGACACGGCAAAGUCAAAAUGUCAGCAGAACUGCUGUGUUAGCCCAAAUCAAUGUAAGCUUCCCAAACCACAUCUUGACCUUCUGAAACCAGAGACAGAGGAGCAAAGACCUGCUACUUGGGUUUCAGGAGUCGACCGGAGCUUGACUACCCCCCCCAGUGGACUUUGAGGAGGGGGGAGUAGGAAGAAGGCGAGGCCGCUGCCGUUAAUGCUCAGAGUAUGGGGCAAAAAGUCCCAGGUGGUAUAAAAACCAUUGAUAUGCGAGAUCCAGCAUUCAGCCCACUGAAGCUGGAGUUACAGGCCCUAAAUCACACCAAGCCUUCUCGACUGGACCUGCUGCUGGACAUGCCGCCCGCCGGCGCGGACGUCCAGGUCAAGCACUCCUGGAACAAUGACGACCGCUCGCUCAACAUCUUUGUCAAGGACGAUAACAAGCUGGUCUUCCACAGGCACCCCGUGGCGCAAAGCACGGACGCCAUCCGGGGCCGCGUUGGCUAUACGCGGGGACUGCACGUUUGGGAAAUCAGCUGGGCCAUGCGUCAGAGGGGCACGCACGCGGUGGUCGGCGUGGCCACGAGCGCCGCGCCACUCCACUCGGUGGGCUACACGGCGCUGGUGGGAAGUAACAGCGAGUCUUGGGGUUGGGACCUGUGCAGGAGUAAACUCUACCACGACAGCAAUCAUUCCGGAAAGACGUACCCUUCCUUCCUCGAGCCGGAUGACACCUUCCUCAUACCGGACUCCCUCUUAGUUGUCUUGGACAUGGACGAGGGGACGCUGGGUUACAUCGUGGAUGGCCAUUACCUGGGGGUGGCCUUCCGAGGACUUAAAGGCAGGAAGCUGUACCCGGUGGUGAGCGCUGUGUGGGGACACUGUGAAAUACGAAUGCGGUACAUCAACGGACUUGACCCUGAACCUCUGACUCUGAUGGACCUGUGUCGCCGCUCGGUGCGUGUGGCUCUUGGGAGGGAGCGUCUGAGUGAAAUUCCAAGGCUGCCCUUGCCGGCCUUUCUCAAGAACUACCUGCUCUACCAAUGACGACACUUUCAAGUUCAAUAGUAACUAUACCACCCCUCCCCUUGUCCCUCUCUUAUUUCUCUCUUGUGCUUCUCUGGGAUCCUUCUUUGGUCAAACUUGUCUGACAGCAUUUCCGAGGCCUGUUAGACAGACUUGGGCUCACAGAUGUUUCAAUAAGUAUGCUGUUGUGAUAGUGGCUGGACUUUUUUUUUUGGAGGGUCUUCUCCUGUUUUAAUGGCUUGUCCAGUUGUACUCUUAACUUAAAAGAAAUCAGGAAUCACUGAGUUUCUAUGCACAUGCUGAUAGGACAAACUAUGCCUUGACAGUCAAGCCAAUAGUGGUCAGUGUCUCAUGUAAAACUCAAGACUGUCUGUCUUGGUAAUAUUUUAAUAUUUUGAUUGCAAUAAAAUUAAACUUGUGCUAAGGCGCAGUUGCGCAAUAGCCACAAGGUGGCAGCAUUUAUGCGUGUCAUGCAAAUAUGAGCACGAGAUGAGCUGCAGGUCGUCCAUGUCCCUGAGGAUAUUAAAAAUGGAGGAUGAAAGCAGUUUUCUUUUUUUUUUUUUUUAAGUGAUGAUUUUUAGAUAGACAACCGAAGUGAGAUGCUGACCACACCAGUGAGGCUAAUGUAGUGCGGCAUUGACCCGGUAUUUCCUGCUCACACGCAAGGCAUCUGACUAGAACUACUAACUAAAUCAGCAGAAAUCUUCUGAACUAUGUCACUGUGAUCAUUCAUCGCAUGUAUCUGCAAGAAAUGAUUCUUUUUGUGAUUGCAUUGUUUUUAAAGUUUCUUUAAUCUGUUUCUUAGUGCAAUUUUGACUUCUGUCAUUCCCACAUUCACAGUCACAGGUUAGUGCACAAAGUAAAAACCAGCUCAUUGAGAAGUGUGAAUGGAAGCGGCACAUAUCGAGGCACAUGUUUGUGCGUCAACACAACUGUAUACAACUUAUAGCACCAUGAUUGACAAAUCAGAACGACAAUCCACAAUGUGCUGCUCUGAUGUCAUCAAGGUUCUGCGCUGCCAUCAUUGUCAAAUGGCACGUGGUACUUCAUAUCACGCCUGUUGAUUCUGGUGUAUCUAAACGUGUCGUGCAGCUCUCUGAUCUUCAGUCAGCACUCCAUGUGCCACAGCUGUUUUCCUUACUGCUUGCAUUUUAUUUGUACUUGUAGAUGUGUUUAUGUAGCUAUUAAAGAUUAUUUCCUGUUGA
This is a messenger RNA of Syngnathus acus (greater pipefish), 2508 nucleotides long. It is a transcript of the gene spsb1, whose product is annotated as splA/ryanodine receptor domain and SOCS box containing 1. NCBI's taxonomy places the organism in Eukaryota, Metazoa, Chordata, Actinopteri, Syngnathiformes, Syngnathidae. Gene Ontology annotation, cellular component: SCF ubiquitin ligase complex. Gene Ontology annotation, molecular function: protein binding. The coding region runs from base 506 to 1324 and encodes 272 amino acids. The transcript has 5 exons. The record is from RefSeq and is a predicted model, not a curated record. Gene Ontology annotation, biological process: proteasome-mediated ubiquitin-dependent protein catabolic process.